GAAAGGCGCAGCAGGCGCGAGCUCCUGGGCGGUCCCCGAGGCGCGGAUUGGCGCCCGCGCGCGCCCCGGAGGCCCGCGAGGUGCCCGCCUGGGUGUGGGAUGGCGGCCAGCCUGUGGAUGGGAGACCUGGAACCCUACAUGGAUGAGAACUUCAUUUCUAGAGCCUUUGCCACCAUGGGGGAGACCGUGAUGAGCGUCAAAAUUAUCCGAAACCGCCUUACUGGGAUCCCAGCUGGCUACUGCUUUGUAGAAUUUGCAGAUUUGGCCACAGCUGAGAAGUGUUUGCAUAAAAUUAAUGGGAAACCCCUUCCAGGAGCGACACCUGCAAAACGUUUUAAACUGAACUAUGCCACUUAUGGGAAACAACCAGAUAAUAGCCCUGAGUACUCCCUCUUUGUGGGGGACCUAACCCCAGAUGUGGAUGAUGGCAUGCUGUAUGAAUUCUUCGUCAAAGUAUACCCCUCCUGUCGGGGAGGCAAGGUGGUUUUGGACCAGACAGGCGUGUCUAAGGGUUAUGGUUUUGUGAAAUUCACAGAUGAACUGGAACAGAAACGAGCCCUGACGGAGUGCCAGGGAGCAGUAGGACUGGGGUCUAAACCUGUUCGGCUGAGUGUGGCAAUCCCUAAAGCGAGCCGGGUAAAGCCAGUGGAAUAUAGCCAGAUGUAUAGUUACAGCUAUAACCAGUAUUACCAACAGUACCAGAACUACUAUGCCCAGUGGGGCUAUGACCAGAACACAGGCAGCUACAGCUACAGUUACCCCCAAUAUGGCUACACCCAGAGCACCAUGCAGACAUAUGAAGAAGUUGGAGAUGAUGCAUUGGAAGACCCCAUGCCACAGCUGGAUGUGACUGAGGCCAACAAGGAGUUCAUGGAACAGAGUGAGGAGCUGUACGAUGCACUGAUGGACUGCCACUGGCAGCCCCUGGACACAGUGUCUUCAGAGAUCCCUGCCAUGAUGUAACCAGGACAAAGGACAAGUCAGGAUGGACUGACUUUUAAAAAAAAAAAGUGAAAACAUUUGCUUUUGGAAAUGAUUUGUAAGAUUUUAAUGACUUUACUAAGAUUAUUACUACUUC
Urocitellus parryii (Arctic ground squirrel) is the source of this 1078-nucleotide messenger RNA. It is a transcript of the gene Trnau1ap, whose product is annotated as tRNA selenocysteine 1 associated protein 1. Gene Ontology annotation, biological process: selenocysteine incorporation. The record is from RefSeq and is a predicted model, not a curated record. Lineage: Eukaryota; Metazoa; Chordata; Mammalia; Rodentia; Sciuridae. Gene Ontology annotation, cellular component: nucleus. Gene Ontology annotation, molecular function: tRNA binding.